Nymphaea colorata (pocket water lily) is the source of this 995-nucleotide messenger RNA. RefSeq lists its product as uncharacterized. Bases 24 to 557 code for a protein of 177 amino acids. The transcript has 3 exons. The record is from RefSeq and is a predicted model, not a curated record. NCBI's taxonomy places the organism in Eukaryota, Viridiplantae, Streptophyta, Magnoliopsida, Nymphaeales, Nymphaeaceae.
AGUAGUCCAAGACCUUGCUGAUUAUGGAAUCUCUUAGUGUGAACCUGAUGAAGGAGGAGUCCGCUGGUUGGACUUCUAUCUUAUGUGGGUCGCUGAACAUCCAUCGUUCUGCUACUCUUGCAGACGAUGACGAUGAUUGCUCAUCCUUGGCCAGUGAUGCUUCCAGUGGCAGUUUUAGGCUUGAAGUUAGCUUAGGAUGUUGGGAGAAGGGAGGAAGCGUGAAGCAUGAUGCUUUUGCUAAAGAUCAACCUUAUAAACAUAACGAUGAUUGUGGGGGUUGUGGAUUUGAAGGAUGGAACUACGGCGCCAUCAAAGGUCGAGGUGCAUCUGCUGCUGGAAAGAAUUCAGGGAGGAAAGAAGUAGUGACCAGAGGACACGAAGAGAUGGUAAUCAACUCAAGUGAAGGCGCAGCUUCCUCGCAGUCCAGCAGCACCAAGGUGAGGAACAGAGAUCAACCUACCGUUGAUUUUAGCAAGACAUAUCCAGAUGAACAACAUGGAGGAACCAACACAAACAAAAGAAGGCUUCUCAAGUGGAGCUGGAUUAAGCAAUUUUAGAUGGUUGAUCUGGAUUUUUUAAUGUCAAUAUUCAUGUGCUCAAAUUUAAAGAGGCAUGAAAAUCAUCUUCUUAAGUGCUUCAAGUUCUUCUAACAAGGUGGUUUGAAGAAAGUGGAACUUGUAUGGAGGCUAGAUGGGGAGGAAGAUCGUGCAUGAGAGAAAAGGGAAUAAAAAAAGGCGGAAGAUGCAUUCACGAUUUUAAUUUGAGGACAUUUGUAUAAUUGAAGGUUGGAGGCCAGCCAGCAUGAAGAAAAGCAAACCUACCUCUUCACUGAAAAAGAAAAAGAAAAAUAUCGUAAGCGUACAGUAUCUGCAAAAUCCAGAGAUAUUUUUCAGUGAUUUGUCUGGAUUCAAUCUUGCGCCUUUCAGAUGUUAAAAAAUUGUUGCAUAAACUUCUUGUACUUGUUACGUGAAAUUUGUUCAGUAAUGUAUAGUACC